GGCAUAGAGAGGAAUCCCCUCUGAAGGCAGAAGGAGGAGGAAAGGACAGUCGCAUUCAUAAUGUCAAUAACGUUUCACCACUCAGCGCCUCGCGGUUUAGUCCCUGUAACACCUGCACUCGUGCCCAACUUAGAGCAGGCGUAGCGCAUUGGAAACGGUUGCUGACUUGAAUUAAAUCUGUUGUUUGCAGUUGUCUGGACUUGGAACAGUGUUCUCUGAAGGUCUUGGAGCCUGAAGGAAGCCCAAGCCUGUGUUUGCUGAAGCUAAUGGGUGAGAAAGGGUGUACGGUCACGGAAUUGAGUGACUUCCUGCAGGCAAUGGAGCACACUGAAGUUCUUCCGCUUCUCAGCCCUCCAGGCAUAAAGAUCACUGUAAACCCAGAAUCGAAGGCAGUCUUGGCGGGCCAGUUCGUGAAACUGUGUUGCCGGGCAACUGGCCACCCCUUUGUGCAAUAUCAGUGGUUCAAAAUGAAUAAAGAGAUUCCAAACGGAAACGCAUCAGAGCUUAUUUUUAACACCGUGCACGUCAAAGAUGCAGGCUUUUAUGUCUGCCGAGUUAAUAACAAUUUCACCUUCGAAUUCAGCCAGUGGUCACAACUGGAUGUUUGUGAUGUCACGGAAGUAACAGGAAACUUCCAGGGAAGCUUGGAUGGCAUCUCUGAAUCCAGGUUGCAAAUCUGCGUUGAGCCGAGGUCCCAAAAGCUGAUGCCGGGCAGCACGUUGGUCCUGCAGUGCGUUGCUGUCGGAAGCCCACUUCCUCACUACCAGUGGUUCAAAAAUGAAUCCCCGUUAAUACACGAGACAAAAAAGCUAUACAUGGUGCCCUACGUGGACCCGGAGCACCAGGGGACCUACUGGUGUCACGUGUACAAUGACCGGGCCAGCCAGGACAGCAGGAGGGUGGAGGUCCUCGUAGGAAGAACAGAUGAGGCAGUGGAGUGCACUGAAGAAGAAUUAAAUAAUCUUGGACAUCCUGACGAUAAAGAGCAAACAGAUGAUCAGCCUUUGGCAAAGGACAAGGUUGCUCUUUUGAUAGGAAAUAUGAAUUACUGGGAACACCCCAAGCUCAAAGCUCCUUUGGUAGACGUGUACGAGUUGACCAACUUGUUACGACAACUAGACUUCAAAGUUGUGUCACUGUUGGAUCUUACGGAGUAUGAGAUGCGAAAUGCUGUGGAUGAAUUUUUACUCCUUUUGGACAAAGGAGUUUACGGAUUAUUAUAUUAUGCAGGACACGGUUACGAAAACUUUGGGAACAGCUUUAUGGUCCCUGUUGAUGCUCCAAAUCCAUAUAGGUCUGAAAACUGUCUGUGUGUACAAAACAUACUGAAAUUGAUGCAAGAAAAAGAAACUGGACUCAACGUGUUUUUGCUGGACAUGUGUAGGAAACGAAAUGACUACGAUGACACCAUCCCGAUCUUGGACGCACUAAAAGUCACGGCCAACAUCGUGUUUGGCUAUGCCACGUGUCAAGGAGCAGAAGCUUUUGAAAUCCAGCAUUCUGGGCUGGCAAAUGGAAUUUUCAUGAAAUUUUUAAAAGAUAGAUUAUUAGAAGACAAAAAAAUUACUGUGUUACUGGACGAAGUUGCAGAAGACAUGGGCAAGUGUCACCUCACCAAAGGCAAGCAGGCGCUAGAGAUUCGGAGCAGCUUGUCGGAAAAGAGAGCACUUACCGACCCAAUACAGGGGACGGCGUGCUCUGCCGAGUCUCUGGUGCGGAAUCUCCAGUGGGCCAAGGCGCACGAACUCCCAGAAAGCAUGUGUCUUAAAUUUCAGUGCGGUGUCCAGAUUCAGUUAGGGUUCGCCGCGGAGUUCUCCAACGUCAUGAUCAUCUACACGAGCAUCAUCCACAAGCCGCCCGACGUGGUGAUGUGCGAUGCCUAUGUCACGGACUUUCCUCUUGACUUAGAUAUUGAUCCGAAGGCUGCAAACAAAGGGACGCCCGAGGAAACCGGCAGCUACUUGGUGUCAAAGGACCUCCCCAAGCAGUGCCUCUAUACUCGGCUCAGCUCACUGCAGAAGUUAAAGGAGCACCUGGUCUUCACAGUGUGUGUGUCCUACCAGUACUCGGGGCUGGAGGACACGGUGGAGGAGAAGCAGGAAGUGAACGUCGGGAAACCCCUCAUCGCCAAACUGGACAUCCACCGGGGUCUGGGACGGAAGACCUGCUUCCAGACGUGUGUCAUGUGUAACGGCCCCUACCAGGGCCCCGCCCCCGCCGCGGGCGCCGGCCGCUACCACUCGUCCCCGGACUGCUUCCACGCUGUCUACCGCUCGCACCUCGGCAGCUCGAGCAGCGUUCUGCCCUCGGACAGCUGCCGCUGCAGCCGGACUGCGGACGCGUUUAUCUCAAGUCCCCACUCCCACCACGACUCGUGUCGCUUUGGGAGAAGUAACGUGCCAGUAGAGACAACGGACGAGGUCCCGUUCAGCUUCUCUGACGGGCUCCGGAUUUCGGACAAGUGACCUCCUUGUCUCUGACAGUGACCGUAAUUACCGCCUGCCUCCUAGGCCACGGUGCUGACAGAAGUGGGGUGUGAUGAAAAAGCAAACACGUGUUUGUAGAGAGAGAAGGCUAGCGGUGGCUAUUCGGUGGCAAACCCGAACCUUUGCGACGGUGGACUUCUGUUAUUAACCACAGGCUUCCUCUCACUCUUCUUUUAAGAUCUGGUGAAUUGGUUGACUCGUUCUAUAAGAACGAAAUUUGGAUGUGCUUAUAAUAGAAAUAUUUUCAUUUCGAGCACUCCGAAGUAACAACAGCAGAAAGAUGUUACUGUAGAAGAAGUCCUUGUAUUUUUAGAAUGAGGAAAAACAGCCGCGGUGGUCACCAGGCUUACCCUUGCUUUAUUUAUCAGCGGGAGAAACAGUGCAUCUGGUUUAAGCCAGAGCUGUCCCCACAACUGAGAUCUCCAGAUCUCAUCCCACUAUGCACUGCCGUCCCGACCGCUUCUGAGACCGCUGUUAUUUUGUAGAUAGAUUUACAGACGAUAUGUAAAUAUGCGUGUCUGUAUAUAAUCUAGUCGUGUACAAACUUUACUUUGUGGUUACAGGGCUUUACUACAAAUGUCUGCUAACAGGUUUGUAUCUAACUGUGACGCGGAGCAAGCUGACACUUCUUGUUCCUCAGGUCACGGAAGCACUGAGAGGUGAUGAAAUGUUAGAGCAAGACAGCAGGGCACUUCUGCCGCUGGGUACCCUCGGCAGCUGCUUAGCUGAGUCUCACAGACACUGGAUGUGUUUCCUCGAGAACAUUGAUUUUCUUCGUAAAUUGUACUGGCCGUGAGAGAGCAUCUGAACCACCAUUGGUGCUACCUAAAGCAAGCUAAAAAGGCAACUGCCAAUAACAAAUAUACUGAAUUAGUAACUUUAAGACGUUCUGCAAAGAAAAUACCAAGCCCAGAUGGCAUCACUGUGGUUUUCUCCCAAACAUUUCAAGAAUUAGAAGCAAUCCAUUGCAAACUCUCCCCAAAAAUGGAAUAGAGAACACUUCCCAAGUCAUCUUACGAGGCCUGUAUUACCCUGAUAUCAAACCAGUGAAGAGAUCACAAGAAAACUUCAGAUCAGUAUCUGUUAUGAAUAUAGACUCAAAAGUCAUCAACCAAAUACUAGUAAACUGAAUCUAGCAACAUGGAAAAAGGGAUUUUGCACCAUGACUCAGUAAGAUUUAUCCCAGGAAUACAAGGUUGGUUUAGCAUCCAGAAAUCAAUGUCAUAUACAAAUGCUUCUCAUUAGUCACAGUAUUCACCUUAUUCACAUUCUAUAAUGUCACUGUGAAUACUGAAUUAGUGACUACAGAGCCAUUGCUCCUCAGGGGUGUGUGUGUGUAUGUGUGUGUAUGUAUGUGUACGUGUACAUAUCUCAAAUAGAUAUAGUCUUGAAUCCUGGAAAUAAUUUAUCCUGGUAUAUAUUGUUUUAUUUUCAAAAGAGAAAAUGAAGUUUAGAAAUACUAAGUGACUACCCUGGAGCCAGCCCACUAGUACUUGCCAAAGUUGGGGUUCGUGCCCAUUCAGCUAGCCCCAGAGCCACUGGUUGCACAGCCCUGCCCUCCCUCCGGCCCCUCAUCUUCAGGUCACGUCUGUGGGGGAGCUGGAACAGGAAGGCAAAGCACUGCCUUGUUCAGCUCCGCCGAGAACACGUGCAUCAGGAAACUAUAAAUUUUCAUGUGUCUGCAUACGCCUGGGAAUGAUCAUAAAAGUGCUAACAGUUUUGAUUUGGGGAUUACAAACGAAUUUUAGAAAUAAAUUGGUAAAUUCAUAAAUACAGAAUCGUAAGUAAUGAGGAUCAACGCUACCAUGUUCACAAAGGACUAAGUGACCACAGUGACUUGUCUUAGUGGUUGCAGGGAGAACAUUUGGUAGAAUUCAGCACCCUUUCCUGAUACAAAUAGUCCACAAACUAGGAAUAAAAGGGAAAUUUCUCAGCAUGAUAAAGAACAUCUACAAACACCCCACACCUAACAUCAUUAAUGGCAACAGACUAAAUGCUGAAUGUUCACUCCCCAAAGUCACGAAUAAGACCAGGAUGGUCAUGCUCAUCCCUUCUGUUCAACAUUGUACUUGAGUUUAUAGCCAAGGCAGUUAGUCAAGAAAAAGAAAUCAAAGUCAGCCAUAUUGGAAAAGAAGUAAAACUAUAUAGUCCCAGAUGUCAUAAAUGUGUUUUGUAUAAAAUUCUAAGAAAUUCAUUUAAAAACUAAAUGGUUCACCAGACUUCAGGAUAGGCACAAGAUCAACAUGCCCAGAUCAAGUUUAUUUCUGUAUCAGCAGUGAAUGUUUUGAAAUUGAGGUUUUCUUAAAUUGUAUUUACAAUAGCAUCAAGAUGAAUAAAAGCUACACAACAUUGUUGAAGGAAAUUAAAGAAGGCCUAAAUAAAUGGAAAUACAUUUUUGUUCAUGGAUUGGAGGACUUUACAUUGUUAAGGAAAAAAUGCUCCCCAAAUUGCUCCACAGAGUCCGUGCAAUUCCCAUGAAAACCCCUGCUGGCUCAUUUGCAGAAAUUGACAAGCUGAUAAAAUUCAUACAGAAAAUUACAGAAGCAAAAACAAUCUUGAAAAAGAAUAAAGUUGGAAGACUCACACUUAACCAAUUUGAAAACCUACUUCAAAGCUACAGUAACCAAGACAGUGUGGUACUGGCCUAAGGAUAAACAUGGUUAUGGGAACAUAAAGUAUAACAGGAUCCAGAAAUGAGCCAGUAACGUUUAUGAACAAUUGCUUUUUGGCAAGUGUGCCGGUAACAUUCAGUAAAGAAAAGGCAUCUUUUCAGCAAAAAGUGCUAGGGACAACUGUACCACAAAGUGCUGGAGGCCCCCCAUCUCAUAUACCUAAAUGGGUCAUAUACCUAAACAUGAAUGGAUCGUAUACCUAAACCGUAAAAUUGACAAAACACACAAGUCAAUCUUCGGUCUUUUACAUCCAGCACCAAAUGCACAAGCAAUAAGGGAAAAAGAUCAGGACGUCCUCAAAACGAAGUUUUAGGUUUUAAAUGACACCAUCAAGUAAAAAGGCAACCCAAUUUUUGAAAAUUGCAUCUGAUAAGGUACUUGUACCUAGAAUAUAUCAAGAACUUCUGUAAGAAUAAGCCACUGAUGAUACGUACCUGGCAGGAGAAAUACCAUGAUCACGAAGGUGGUUUUCCCAGGGCGAGGCUCAUCCAUUGCACUCCAGAUGUGCUGACCCCUGCGAUUUCCCCAAAUGUGGGAAAUUCGACUGCAUAAUUUGUGGUAGUGGGCGACUGCGUUCGUGCUUUCCCCUGAAAAAAAAAAAAAAGAAUAAGCCAUUGAUGUACUAGUGCUUCAUGAGGGUCACUGUGGAGCAGGAGCCACAAGUCGCCCGGCGGGCUCUCUGUGAUGACGGAAGCGGUCCGUGUGCCCUCCUGACGAGGGAGCUUCCGCCCCGUGUGCUCCGUGAGCAACCAAGAUACAGCGAGAGGCUUCCGUCUUCAACUGUGCAGGUGUUCUGUAUAUGUGAAUGUUUUCAAGCAUGUAUUUAUACUUUUAAAACAUUUUUUAAAAUAACAAA
Suricata suricatta (meerkat) is the source of this 6014-nucleotide messenger RNA. It is a transcript of the gene MALT1, whose product is annotated as MALT1 paracaspase. Gene Ontology annotation, biological process: proteolysis. The record is from RefSeq and is a predicted model, not a curated record. The transcript is spliced from 16 exons. Gene Ontology annotation, molecular function: cysteine-type endopeptidase activity. The coding region runs from base 267 to 2465 and encodes 732 amino acids. NCBI's taxonomy places the organism in Eukaryota, Metazoa, Chordata, Mammalia, Carnivora, Herpestidae.